CGUGCGCAGCGGGUGAGGCCCGCGUGACGGCGGCUGAGCUUGCGCCUGGCGGGGCGGGCGGUGGCGCUCGGAGUCGCCGGGAGCUGCCAGGCUGUCCGCGCCGCCGCUGCGGGGCCAUGAUCCGGAACGGGCGCGGGGCUGCAGGCAGCGCAGAGCAGCCGGGCCCGGGGGGCAGGCGCGCCGUGAGGGUGUGGUGCGAUGGCUGCUAUGACAUGGUGCAUUACGGCCACUCCAACCAGCUGCGCCAGGCACGGGCCAUGGGCGACUACCUCAUCGUAGGUGUGCACACUGAUGAGGAGAUCGCCAAGCACAAGGGGCCCCCGGUGUUCACUCAGGAGGAGAGAUACAAGAUGGUGCAGGCCAUCAAAUGGGUGGACGAGGUGGUGCCAGCGGCUCCCUACGUCACUACGCUAGAGACCCUGGACAAAUACAACUGUGACUUCUGUGUUCACGGCAAUGACAUCACCCUGACUGUAGAUGGCCGGGACACCUAUGAGGAGGUAAAGCAGGCUGGGAGGUACAGAGAAUGCAAGCGCACGCAAGGGGUGUCCACCACAGACCUCGUGGGCCGCAUGCUGCUGGUAACCAAAGCCCAUCACAGCAGCCAGGAGAUGUCUUCUGAGUACCGGGAGUAUGCAGACAGUUUUGGCAAGUGCCCUGGUGGGCGGAACCCCUGGACUGGGGUAUCCCAGUUCCUGCAGACAUCUCAGAAGAUCAUCCAAUUUGCUUCUGGGAAGGAGCCCCAGCCAGGGGAGACAGUCAUCUACGUGGCUGGUGCCUUCGACCUGUUCCACAUCGGGCAUGUCGACUUCCUGGAGAAGGUGCACAGGCUGGCAGAGAGGCCCUACGUCAUUGCGGGCUUACACUUUGACCAGGAGGUCAAUCACUACAAGGGGAAGAACUACCCCAUCAUGAAUCUGCAUGAGCGGACCCUGAGCGUGCUGGCCUGCCGGUACGUGUCAGAAGUGGUGAUUGGGGCCCCGUAUGCGGUCACAGCAGAGCUCCUGAGUCACUUCAAGGUGGACCUGGUGUGUCACGGCAAGACAGAAAUUAUCCCUGACAGGGAUGGCUCCGACCCAUACCAGGAGCCCAAGAGAAGGGGCAUCUUCCGUCAGAUUGACAGUGGCAGCAACCUUACCACAGACCUCAUCGUCCAGCGAAUCAUCACCAACAGGUUGGAGUAUGAGGCGAGAAACCAGAAGAAGGAAGCCAAGGAGCUGGCCUUCCUGGAGGCCGCCAGGCGGCAGGCGGCACAGCCCCUGGGGGAGCGCGAUGGCGACUUCUGACCUGGCGGAGGCCCUGGCCGGCCCUCCCCCUGCUCUGCUUCUGCGCCUUCUGCGUUUGGACAUAGGACUCUGCAGGGCCGCCCUCUCUAACUGGCCUGGCUCUGGAAGGGCUGGUGAGGACUCUGCCUCCUGCCUGCCUUCAAGGUGCCUGGUUUGCAGCAGGCUCUCCGCCCUUUCCAGCAAAGCUGCUCAGAGAGGGUGUCCAGCACAGUGGAGAGGCCGGCAGUGAGAUGGGCAGACGGCACCUGCAGCCUGAAACGCACCGCUCCUGCGUGCACCCCCACCUGGUCCCCAGAUGCCCCCACCACCUGGACAGAGGCCACACUGACUGCCCACCCAGCUGUGGCGGAAGGUGCAGAGCAGAGGGCUUUAGGGAGCAGUGACUGCGGUCACCCCUUUAGUUCUCUGGGUGUAGACCACACCACCUCCCACUUGGCACCCCCCAACACGGUGUCCUGUCACCCGGCGCCGCCUGGCUCCAGGAAAACACGCUUGCCUUCCUUCCCGGCAGCUUUGCUGCUCUCCUUAUGGACUCUGUUCUGUUUGUACAUGGCUGAUGUAAAUCUCUUUGGUACAACCGAAUAAAGCCUGGUGGCAGUGCUGUGCGGGGCUCCCAGCCCUGCUGGGAAGGACCAGGGAACCACCCAGCAAGGAGAGCCUCUUGGCCCUGCCCCCACCAUGCACCCAGCAGCCGGGAGUGCAGCACGCAGCCUGGCAGUGAGUGAAACCCGGGCCUCCAGCCCUCCAAAGCCUGGGGCCACCCCCUAUAGCAGGUGAUGCUAGAAUAGGGAGGAGAGCCAGAGCUGAAGCUCCUUGCCCGUUGGCCCCUCCAGGGGCCAUGGGAUUUCUGUCUCCCGUACCCCUGUCGGGGCCCACCUGGAGCAGCCCAGAGGCCGAAGAGGCUCUUACUGCAGCCUCUGGGAGGUGUCUAGGGAGGCCAUAGAUUGCCUGGUCUCAUUGCACUCAAAAUGAGGCUUAUGAUCAGUACUUUUUUCAGCCCCACACUCCUCUCCAGAAUGGCCUCUGCCCUACAGCGCCUGGCUCACGUGGGGCCCCAUGGGCCUGUCCUCUGCUGUUGUGAGGUCGACCUCAGGACCCAGCACAGGAGCUGGAGGCGAGGUGCACGUGAGGCUCUCCACAGCCCAGGAAGGCAGCCUCUCACCCUGCUCUCCGAGCCAGGGGCCAAGGUGUGAGGGGCACAGGCCAUCCUCGUCCUGCCAGGCCCCCGCUUUCAGGAGUGGGGUGGUGCCAAUGCUCCCACUCAGAACCCUGGACUGCGGGGUUCCCUGAGCAGAGGGACCAGCCAGUUCCCCAUAGACAGAUUGGUGCCGGACAGGGGCUGCCUGGGCCCCAGGCUUGGGGAGGGUGGAAAGGCCCUGUGUGCUGCUGCCUGGGCCCAGAGGUGGGCCUGGCCCCUUAGCAGCAUUGGAGGCCAGAGCCCAAGCCAGUUCCGGAGUCACACCCAACAGCCGAGGGAGAACCUAUCCGUCUCCCACCCUCAGCUCUGGGGAUGCAUGCUCUGGGCCUCUAGAGCCAGGGCGCAGGCCCCCAACUCUCCUCCGUGCCCCUGCACCCUCGGACUUGGCCUGGCCAGAAGGGAUGGGGGCAAGGAGAAGGCAGCCAGGGGCUCCAGCCCAUGCCCUCACAGAUUUGGCUCUCGAGUCGGGGAGCGAAGGGCUGGGGAAGACACUGGGAACCGGGCCAGCGGUGGCCCUGCACUUUCCCCCAGGGAGCACCAAGGCUAGGCGCGGCCUCACCGCAGGGCUGGGUCGUGGCCAGCUUCGCCCCGGGUCCGAAGACCUCUGGGCGGCCCAGGCCAACCUUGUCCUGCUGCUGCACACCUGGCUGCCCUCUCAUAGCCAGGCUUGGGGAUUUCCAGGUCCUGUUCCCCUCGUGGCCUGGCUGCCACCUCUGGCACCCCUCACUCCGA
Nomascus leucogenys (northern white-cheeked gibbon) is the source of this 3216-nucleotide messenger RNA. RefSeq names its product phosphate cytidylyltransferase 2, ethanolamine (gene PCYT2). Gene Ontology annotation, biological process: phosphatidylethanolamine biosynthetic process. Lineage: Eukaryota; Metazoa; Chordata; Mammalia; Primates; Hylobatidae. Gene Ontology annotation, molecular function: ethanolamine-phosphate cytidylyltransferase activity. Gene Ontology annotation, cellular component: cytoplasm. The record is from RefSeq and is a predicted model, not a curated record.